CACGAAUUCGCGUACGUCACGUGUCAUGUGACGUCACUGCAUGACUGUUUUGAAAGCUGGAGGCUGGCUAGCUAGCUGUCGGGAUCACACUUCGGCGGAAAUAUACGAUAUUUUGCUGGUCCAGUUGAGUACUACUUGAUUAUGAACACUGACACUUCCGGAGCGGACUUCCGGCUGUCCGGGUGAUGGCAACGCGUCUGCAGUCAUAUGACAGUAACUCCAGUGACACGGAAAACUGGGAAGGGAAAUCGACGAGCCGACCUCGGAAACUGUGCAAGCAUUCGAGCAGUCGAGCAAUCGCAUCUGGAGUGGAGAGCCAACAGAGGAAGAUGAGCCUGCACGGUGCCAGCGGGGGCUGCGACCGUUCACGUGACCGGCGUCGCUCCAGCGAUCGCUCCAGGGAUUCCUCGCAUGAGAGAGAGGGGCAGCUCACCCCAUGCAUUCGCAACCUCACUUCACCCACCCGCCAGCAUAACAGUGAGCGCGAUGGCGGGCCAUCGUCAAGGCCUGGCAGCCCUCGGCCGCAGAGGGUUUCUCCCAGCGGCUCCAGCAGCAGCGGCGUGGUGAGCAGCCGCAACAGCAGCCUCUCCAGCACUGAGGGAACCUUCAAAAGUUUGCCAGCGGGCGAAAUGGUGUUCGUGUAUGAGAAUCCCAAAGAGGCGGCGACCAGCACCACUGUCUGCAACCGCAACGUGCGCACCUCCGAGAGGGUCACGCUGAUUGUUGACAACACGCGCUUCGUGGUCGACCCCUCCAUCUUCACCGCGCAGCCCAAUACCAUGCUGGGCAGAAUGUUCGGGUCGGGACGAGAGCACAAUUUCACCCGGCCCAAUGAGAAAGGGGAGUUUGAGGUGGCCGAAGGAAUCAGUUCAACGGUUUUCCGAGCAAUUCUGGAUUACUACAAAUCGGGGCUAAUCCGUUGUCCUGAUGGAAUCUCCAUCCCUGAGUUGCGGGAGGCGUGUGACUAUCUAUGCAUUUCUUUUGACUACAGCACCAUCAAAUGCAGAGACCUCAGUGCCCUGAUGCACGAGCUGUCCAACGACGGCGCCCGGCGACAGUUUGAGUUUUACCUGGAAGAAAUGGUUCUACCUCUGAUGGUGGCGAGCGCCCAGAGCGGCGAGCGCGAGUGCCACAUUGUGGUCCUCACCGACGACGACGUGGUGGACUGGGACGAGGAGUACCCGCCACAGAUGGGAGAGGAGUACUCACAAAUCAUCUACAGCACAAAACUCUACAGAUUCUUUAAGUAUAUCGAGAACAGAGAUGUGGCCAAGUCUGUUUUGAAGGAGAGGGGAUUGAAGAAAAUCAGACUGGGCAUUGAAGGUUACCCCACAUAUAAGGAGAAAGUAAAGAAGCGCCCUGGAGGUCGUCCGGAGGUUAUCUACAACUACGUCCAGCGCCCCUUUAUCCGCAUGUCAUGGGAAAAGGAGGAGGGCAAGAGUCGCCACGUGGACUUCCAGUGCGUCAAGUCCAAAUCCAUCACCAACUUGGCAGCGGCAGCGGCUGAUAUCCCGCAGGACCAGCUGGUUGUCCUGCACCCGGGCCCCCAGGUGGACGAGUUGGACAUCCUGCCCAAUCACCCACCCGGGGGCAACGCUUACAACAACAACUACAGCAACGAGCCCGACCCAGAGGGACCGCCGCCCGCCGUGUGAGGAAGCCCUCGGACCCCGCUCUCGUCUCGUGUCUGCCUCCCAGCAUGCUGCAGCAUGGAGCGCACCAUAAGGGAGGCGCCAUAACCAUAAUUGCCUUGACACCUCCUUCGCAGCCUUAGAGAGCCAAGAAACUGGUGGACUGCUUUUACUGUAGUUUUUUUGUUUUUACUUGACCAAAGCAAUUUAUUUUUUUGUUUACAAUGUAUUCAGUAAACACUUAUUACUAUUAUUAUUUACAAUGUUGUACCCUCAUUUGUUGGGUUUGGCUGAGCACUCUUGUGGUAUCAAUGUUUCCUUUCAUCAAUCAUUUCGUUGGACUCCACAUGUUCCCGAGUGGCCUAUUGACUUUAAUGUGCUUUUUACAGAGAAGACUCAGUCAUAACGGGCAGAGGGGGGAUCAUCACUUUUCACCUGACCUUCACUUGUUAACAGUGUAAACUGGAUGUGUUCUGUCAUUGGCUGGAUGUGAUAUGUGAUGUGACGCUCCUACCGCAGACUGAACAUGAAAGCAGAGCACACGGGCUGGCACGCUCUCAAUCUUUUUGUGCAAAGCUUGAAACUGUUGUACACAAUGUUCAAGUGGUUCAAUAAAGAAAAUUAAAAUCUUAA
Messenger RNA from Corythoichthys intestinalis (scribbled pipefish), 2264 nucleotides. It is a transcript of the gene btbd10b, whose product is annotated as BTB (POZ) domain containing 10b. Gene Ontology annotation, molecular function: protein binding. NCBI's taxonomy places the organism in Eukaryota, Metazoa, Chordata, Actinopteri, Syngnathiformes, Syngnathidae. Gene Ontology annotation, cellular component: cytoplasm. The coding region runs from base 186 to 1655 and encodes 489 amino acids. The transcript has 9 exons. Gene Ontology annotation, biological process: positive regulation of phosphorylation. The record is from RefSeq and is a predicted model, not a curated record.